AUGGUUAAAGAUACAAAACUCUACGAUUUGCUAGGCGUGCAACCCUCGGCAAACGAGACAGAAUUGAAAAAGGGCUACCGUAAGGCUGCUCUGAAAUACCAUCCCGACAAGCCUUCAGGAAAUGCUGAGAAAUUUAAAGAAAUAUCGGAGGCUUUUGAAAUCUUGAAUGACGCUCAAAAACGUGAGGUUUACGACACUUACGGUCUGGAGGCCGCCAGAAACGGUGGUCCCGCGUUUGGAGGUGCUGGUGGCCAAGAUGGUCACCCUGGCGCUGGAUUCGGAGGCGCUCACGCUUUCUCGAACGAGGACGCCUUCAACAUCUUCUCACAAUUCUUCGGUGGCUCUGGCGGCGGGGCCUCACCUUUCGGUGGUGGUUUCGGUGGAGCUGAAGAGUCUUUCGGUGGAUUCAGCAGCGGCGGAGGAUUCCCUGGUGGAGGUCAUGGCGGAUUUUCUAGUGGGUUUCCCGGUGGAACGAGUUUCCGGUCCGCAGGUGGAAUGCCUGGCGGAUUCCAAUCCGGAGCUUCUUCGCCACCUCCAGAAGAAAAAACUGUUCAAGUCAACCUUCCAGUAAACUUAGAAGACUUGUUCCAAGGAAAGAAGAAGUCGUUCAAAAUCACCCGCAAAGGACCUGGUGGUACAUCCGAGAAACAACAGGUUGAUAUUCAGUUGAAACCUGGUUGGAAGGCUGGCACCAAGAUCACCUACAAAAAUGAGGGUGACUAUAAUCCACAAACUGGACGCAGACAAACCAUGCAGUUUAUCCUUCAGGAGAAACCUCAUGAGAAGUUCACCAGAGACGGCAAUGAUCUAACAUACUCUUUGCCUCUAACAUUCAAAGAGUCGCUCCUGGGAUUCAACAAAACCAUACAAACCAUUGACGGAAGAACGCUACCAAUUUCCAGAAUACAACCGGUUCAGCCGUCAGAAGUGUCAAAGUACCCAGGCCAAGGUAUGCCGAUCGCCAAGACGCCAAGUCAGCGCGGAGACCUAAUAGUGAAAUACAAGAUUGAUUAUCCUACCUCUCUAAGCGCUUCUCAGAGAAGUGCAAUCAUGGAGAACUUUUAA
Molecule: messenger RNA, 1065 nt
Organism: Lachancea meyersii CBS 8951
Lineage: Eukaryota; Fungi; Ascomycota; Saccharomycetes; Saccharomycetales; Saccharomycetaceae
Source: the annotation of a GenBank genome assembly